This is a messenger RNA of Eimeria mitis, 288 nucleotides long. RefSeq lists its product as uncharacterized. Lineage: Eukaryota; Apicomplexa; Conoidasida; Eucoccidiorida; Eimeriidae. Bases 1 to 288 code for a protein of 95 amino acids. Gene Ontology annotation, molecular function: ATP binding; DNA helicase activity. Gene Ontology annotation, cellular component: Ino80 complex; NuA4 histone acetyltransferase complex; Swr1 complex. The transcript has 2 exons. The record is from RefSeq and is a predicted model, not a curated record. Gene Ontology annotation, biological process: chromatin remodeling; regulation of transcription by RNA polymerase II; box C/D snoRNP assembly.
AUGGCUAUUGCGAAAGAACUAGGACAGGAUACUCCCUUUACUCACUUAUCUGGGUCUGAAAUAUUUAGUUUGGAGAUGUGCAAAACUGAGGCCCUCACCCAGGCAUUCAGACGCUCCAUUGCCGUCCGCAUCAAAGAAGAAGCAGAAAUCAUAGAAGGAGGCAAGCAGCAACUGCAGCAGCAGCAGCAGCAGCAGCAGAAGCAGCAGAAGCAGCAGAAGCAGCAGGAGCAGGAACUGCAGCAAGAGCAGCAACAGCUGCAGCAGCAGCAGCAGCAGGAGCAGGAAUAG